AUGCAAACGGAUAAUUUGAUUAGUGCAAGCAAUACCAUUGUAUAUUAUAAAGAGGUAGAUUACACGCCAUUGGGCAAAUAUUCAAAUUUAUAUUCCAGUACAAGAAGUAUUUUAGAAUCCACCUAUCUUGGAGGAGCUCCUUCCACAGCUGAAUAUGUCAUCAAUGUCCCUGUUGGAGUUACUGCUCAUAACUUUGUUAUAGAUUUAUAUCAAACCCAACAGGUGGUCUAA
This is a messenger RNA of Funneliformis mosseae, 231 nucleotides long. The record is from the annotation of a GenBank genome assembly. NCBI's taxonomy places the organism in Eukaryota, Fungi, Glomeromycota, Glomeromycetes, Glomerales, Glomeraceae.